Molecule: messenger RNA, 6469 nt
Organism: Trachemys scripta elegans
Lineage: Eukaryota; Metazoa; Chordata; Testudines; Emydidae
Exons: 22
Coding region: 75-6107 (2010 amino acids)
Source: RefSeq, a predicted model, not a curated record
CUCAGAACCUGAGUCUGUCCCAAGGAAAUGAGCUGGGGGUUCGUGGCAGAGAAGUCUCUCCAGUAAAGAAAAAUAUGAAUCUAUUAUUGUUCUGCAUUUCCAUUUCAGCCUUCCACACGUGCCCCGUCUGGGGGUUUACGAUGACGCCGUCCAGUUUAGGAGAGGUGACCGUCUCAGGGUCCCUCAGUCUGACUUGUGCUGUCUCAGAUUCUGCGCUCUCUACUGGUGGAGACUGGUGGCAUUGGCUCAGGCAGCCCCCAGGAAAAGGGCUGGUGUGGCUGGCAUUGAUAGACAGAUAUGGGAACACCCACUAUCUCCCUGACAUUCAAAAUCGAACCACCAUCACUGUGGACCCUUCCAAGGACGAGUUCUACCUGAGAGUGGACAGCCUGAGUCCACAGGACACAGCAACAUACUACUGUGCUAGGAGCACCUACCGGAUGUAUAACUGGUUUGACUACUGGGGACAAGGAACUAUGGUCACCGUCACAUCAGCGUCCCCAGCUGCCCCGUCUCUUUUCCCGCUCGUCUCUUCCUGCGGGGCCGACCCGAGCCAAGAUCCCGUCGCAAUGGGCUGCUUGGCUAAGGACUUCCUUCCGGACUCAAUCAAGUUUUCCUGGAGUGAUGACAAAAACCCCAACAUCACCGAUGGCGUCAAGAAAUUCCCCUCGGUCCUGAAUACAGUUGGGACCUACUCUGCCACCACUCAGCUAUUGGUCCCUGCCUCCAAAGCACAAACAAUUUUCUAUUGCUUAGCUGAACACCCAAAUGGGAAUAAGAAAAUCGAAAUACCUCCUGCCUGUACUGGUGAGCCCAGAAUGAACAUCUUCCCCCCAGCCAAAGACCAAUUCCUAGAGCCCAAUAAAACCUCCACCAUCACCUGCAGUGUUACGGACCUCUGCAGCCCGACUGCUACCUUCUCGUGGCUGAAGGAUGGGGUAAAGGACAGCUCUGAGGUCGUUGUUGGCUCCAAGACCCUCAUCAGCAGGCUGACUGUCUCGGAGAGAGAUUGGGAGGCUGGCCGUGUGUACAGCUGCAAGGUGGAGAGCAAGAAUUUCAGCGACAUGAGGAACACUAGCAAGUCUUUCGAAUGUGGACUUAUUGAUGACUGUUCCCCUGAGAUUGACGCCCUGCUAAUCGCGCCUAAUUUCGCUGAUAUUUAUAUCCGCAAAUCGGCCAUACUGACCUGCAGGGUCAUUAACAUGCAAUCCACGGAGGGGCUCAACGUGAUCUGGACGAAAGAGGAUGGCAGUGAGCUGAAGACCAGCGUUGGAGAUCCUAAGGUGCAGAGCAACGGCCGUUUCAGCGUGGAUGCUACAACCUCUGUGUGCGCAGAUGAGUGGGAGAGAGGAGACAAGUACACCUGCAAAGUGGCUCAUCCAGAGCGCAUCUUCCCCCUUAAAAAGACUUUGACCAAAGAGCCUGUAACCAACAGCCAUGCUCCGUCCGUCUACAUCUUCCCUCCUCCCUCCGAGCAGCUGGCCCUCCGCGAAGCUGCCACCGUCACCUGCCUGGUGAAAGGUUUCAACCCCCCUGACCUCUUCAUCAAGUGGCUGAGCAACGGCGAGGAGCUGAACGCCUCCAAGUACAUCAACACCAAGCCCAUCCUGGAGUCCAGCCAGCCGCCGCUGUACUUCACCUACAGCACGCUGAACAUCAAUGAGCAGGAGUGGAACGCCGGCAACACCUACACCUGCUUAGUCGGACAUGAGAAGCUGCCCCUGCAGGUGACCCAGAGGACCGUGGACAAGUCCACCGUUUAUCUAGAUGGGUUCGUGGACGCCGAAGAGGAAGACUUCUACAACCUCUGGACAACAGCCUCCACUUUUAUCAUCCUUUUCCUCCUGAGUCUUUUCUACAGCACCACAGUGACACUGAUCAAGCUGCACACAUACCCUGAACAACUGCCCUCCCUGUCCCCUUCACACAGUGAUAUCUGCUGGAUCCAAGUCCUUUACUUAGCCGUGCAAACCAAGUCUUCUUCUUCUCUUCCCCCUCUUCCUUUUCAUUUAGGCAUGAGUAAGAAGGAGCCCUCAGUCACCAUCUCCCGAGCCUACCACGAAGACAUCUCCGGGAACAGAGUCUCCUUGACUCUCAUCUGCGAAGCUAGUGGCUUUUACCCUGAAGAGAUCAGCAUCUCAUGGUUGAAGAACAACUCCCCAGAACUCAAGUCCAGUUACAACAAUGGCCCUGUGUCAGGAAGUGGCACUUUCUCUGCCUACAGCAUCCUGAAGGUUGACAAAAGUGGAGGAGCAGUAAAUUACACCUGCGUGGUGCAUCACCCUGCCAUGAAAGAGCCCAAGAGUGUUGUGGAAAAGGUGACCCUCGCCCUGACCAAUCCACAACCACCCACGGUUGAACUCCUGCAGUCCAUAGACCUGGAGAAGAAAAUUGUGACAUUGAAGUGUAUUGCGUAUGACUACAGGCCCAAAGGAGUGACGAUCAAAUGGCAAGGAAAACCACACCUUGCAAGCGAGCGAAGGAUGGAGGAUGGUACAUACAGAGCCAGCCACAAUUUUGAAACAACUAUGGACAAAUGGGAAGAAGAGGCAAAUUACACUUGUGAGGUGGAGCAUAAAGAGACAGGGGGAAAGGUGACCAAGAAGACCAUCAGCAAAGACUGGAUGCUCCCCAGUGCCCCCACAGUGACACUCCACAUCCUGCCCACCUGCCCGAGCCCAGGAGCAAGUGACACUGUCACCUUGCUCUGUUCUGCCAGCGGCUACUACCCCCGGGGCCUGCAGCUGACCUGGCAGGCGGGUGGGAAGGAGAGAGAGGGCACCCAGGUCAGACUCCUCCAGGGGAAAGAUGGAAGAUUCAGCUCCUCCAGCAACCUGACCAUGUCCCAGGCAGAGUGGGACAAGCUGGGAGAGUACAGCUGCCAUGUGACCCACCCUGGGACCGGUAGCACCCAGCUCAGCACUAUCAGCAAGUGUGCAGCCUGUCAGGGGAGCAUCCCCUUGCCCAGCCUGUACCUCCUCAAGCCAUCCCUGGAAGACUUGCUCACUCGAGGUGAAGCCCUCCUGACUUGCCUGGCAGUGGGCUAUGAGCUGGGCCAAGCAAGACUCACCUGGGAGCUGGACGGUGCCAACUGGACUGACAAUGCCACCAUGGGAGAAGCCAAAAAACACAGCAACCAGACCCAGAGUCUCCUGAGCCACCUGGCCAUCCCCAGGGGAGUCUGGGACUCCAGGAGCAGCAUCCUCUGUAGAGUGACCCAUCCCUGCUCGCUGUUUCAGGACAUGGAGGAGACCAUCUGGAAGCCCAGGGGUGCCAGCAUAGCCAAGGCUCCUUCAGUAUCCCUCGUUCUCCCAUCGCCAGCACUACCCAGUCCCAAUGCUGAGGUGUGGAUCACCUGUCAGGUUUCUGGUUUCUUCCCAUCCGAAUUGCUCAUCAAAUGGAAAAGGGACAACCAUACCAUCGAGCCCUCUGGAUACAUUACUCUACCCCCAGUGGCUGAAGAGAGGAAUUCCACCUUCUCUGCCCAAAGCUACCUGAAAAUCCCAGUGUCUCAGUGGGAAAAUGGGGCUGUAUAUACCUGCAUGGUAGGGCAUGAGUCCUUGCCAUCUAUGCACUACACCAGCAGGACUGUGUUAGAUUUCCUGGAGCCAUCUCCCCCAACAGUCACAGUCUUCCACACACCAGACUUAGGUGGGCAUGAGACUCUGACCUGCUUUGCCACCGGCUUCUACCCGAAGCACCUAGACAUGCAAUGGGCUGUCCACAAGCAGCACCUCAGCUGUAGCUCUCCCUCCUCUCCGACGGCCCUGGGCGAUGGCAGGUUCCAGCAGAGCUGUCAGCUGGUGCUCAGGGCGGCCGAAUGGAGCCUGCGGAAGACCUACACCUGCACUGUGACCCAUAACUCCACUCAUACGACCCUGGAGAAGGCGCUGCACUCUACUGGCUGCCAGGAACCAGCAUUGCAAUCCACCUACAUACAGCCCCCAUCUUUGAAAGAGCUUUUCAUGAACAAGUCGGCUUCUGUGAUGUGCCAGACCUCCCUGGCCAAUGCCAGCAUCAACUGGACAAUGGACGGUGAGCUGGCGGACCUGGGAGCCGUGAGGGUGGAGCAACUCAACGGCAGCACCUGGCUUCAAAGUUGGCUGAAGGUCAACCUGAGUGAAUGGAACUCCACCGAGACCGUUAGAUGCCAGAUCAAGAGUGACGAGGAGGAGAACGUGCUGGGCAUCAGCCCAAAGAAUGGUUCCCUGAAGGCUCCAACCAUCUACCUUCUGUUCCCAUCCUCAGAGGAAAUCUGCAGCAACCAAAACCUCACUCUUCACUGCAAUGUCAAAGACUUCUACCCCGGCGAGAUCUCCAUCUGGUGGCAAGAGAAGACAGCCCAGACUGAGCUCGACAUCCCGGCCGAUGAUGAGCACCACAACUGUGACCAUAACAGCCAGCAGUGCUCAGUGAUUAGCAAGCUUGAGGUGUCCAGGAGCAAAUGGAUUCUGGGGACUUCCUACAGCUGUCUAGUCGCCCACCUCUCCUCUGAAGGGAUUAUAGCAAGACGUGCCAAUGUCCAUACUGAGGCCUGGCACUGCUCCAUCCUGGGCAUCAACUCGUGCAGCAUCCGAGAUGACAGCAUGGACGACUACAGCGAGCUGGACGAUGCCCAAUGCGUGUGGACCACGGUCUCCACCUUCAUCGCCCUCUUCCUUGUCACACUCUUCUACAGCGGAUUCGUCACCUUCAUCAAGACAGUGUUGGGUGUGGAGAGAGAGAGACCAUGCGCCGAAGGGUGGAGGGAUGAAAAGAGACACCACGCCAAGAGAAGCGAUGGGUGCUGCAAUGCAGAGAAAGGGGCAGAGGGCUCAGUAGGGAGCCUUGUGCUGCAGAUAGCAGGGUGGGGGGUUCAGGAGGGGUCUGUACAACAACUAAUCCCUGUCACCCUUCUCCCAGAGCCCAUCCCCACUGAACCCCACGCCCCCGAGGUGCACGUCCUCCACUCCUCCUGCACCACCAAGCCAGGUGCCAUCCAGCUGCUGUGCUUCAUCUCCGGCUUCUACCCCGAGCCUUUGACGGUGGAAUGGCUGGUGGACGGCGAGCCCGGGCUACUUCCUAGUGACACCGCCCCUGCCAAGAAGGACGCCGACGGCCGCACCUUCAGCACCCGCAGCAAUGCCAGUGUCUCCCAGGACGUGUGGCUGGAGGGCAAGACGUACACCUGCCAGGUGUCCCACCCGGGCAGUGCCACCACAAAUCAGGACCAUGCCCGCAAGUGCAGAGAAGAAACAACAUCUCCCAGCAACAUUCAGGUCUUCCUGGUGCCCCCAUCUCCUGCCGCCCUGUACGUGGACCAGAGCCCCAUGCUCACCUGCCUGGUGGUCAACCUGCCUAGCGACUCCGGCCUCCAGGUGGUCUGGUCCCGGGAGAAGCCAGGGUCCAUUGUCCCUGAUCCCGUGAACCUCACUGAUAAUUUCAAUGGCACCUUCACCGCCUCCAGCUCCAUGCCCAUCUUCACCCGCGACUGGGAAGCCGGAGAGACCUUCACCUGCAAAGUGGAGCACUCGGAGCUGCCCUCACCCCUCAUCAAAUCCAUCUCCAAGAAGCCAGGCAGGCGCUCUGGCCCAGGCAUCUACCUCCUGCGCCCCCACAACGAGGAGCUGAGCAGCUCUGAAGACUCGGUCAGCCUCACCUGCCUGGUGCGGGGCUUCUUCCCCGAGAACAUCUCCGUGCAGUGGAUGAAGAACCACAAACCCGACGAGAGCUUGGAAUACAUCACCACCCAGCCCAUCAAGGACGGAACCGGCGACUCGAACUUCUUCCUCUACAGCAAGCUGAAAGUCAGCAAGGCCAGCUGGAACAGAGGGGACAUCUACACCUGCAUGGUCAUCCACGAAGCCCUGCAGAUGAAGUUCACCCAACGCAGUGUCAGCAAAGACUCCGAGGUGAUCAUGUCAGGUGAGUUUUGCAGUGAGGAUGGCGACGAGGACUUAGACGGCCUCUGGGCCACCAUCUCGGUCUUCAUCACCCUCUUCCUCUUGAGCGUGUGCUACAGCGCCACCGUGACCCUGUUCAAGGUGAAGUGGCUUUUCUCCACCGUGGUGCAACUGAAGCGCGCGAGGGGGCCCGAGUACAAGAACGUGAUCCAGCGCGUGGUGUAAGGGCCGCUGCCCCCGUCCGCCCAGAGACAAGGGGCCGGGACUCCCGGCUCCAUUGGCAAUACCACCCUGAGUCCCACAGCUGCCCCCCACCAGUGCUGUGCCUCUGGGAGACCCCCCUGGGGGGAGACAGGACCUCGCCCCACAUGGCCUAAUCGGCCCUCAGCCACUGGGGAUGCUGCUGGGAGCUGGGCUAAGACUGGACCACUCAUAUCAUGCAGGGAACAAGUGCCCCUAGCGAGGAAACAACCCUUCUCCCACUUCCCACCCUCCUGAGCCCAACAGUCCCUGCUCUGGGCUGGAUCAGAGCCAGCGCUCCCUAGAGGGAAAGGCCACAUGUCCCAUUCCCCCACCCUGGGGCUAGA